Messenger RNA from Perca fluviatilis (European perch), 1436 nucleotides. Its product is annotated as C-type mannose receptor 2-like. The transcript is spliced from 6 exons. Lineage: Eukaryota; Metazoa; Chordata; Actinopteri; Perciformes; Percidae. The coding region runs from base 437 to 1297 and encodes 286 amino acids. The record is from RefSeq and is a predicted model, not a curated record.
GAGAGUUAUGCUUUAAGACAUUUUGCCCGGCUGCUAUUGGAAAUAAGAAUCUGUUCUUUAUGACUUGCCUGAGUCAAGAAAGGUUAAAUUUAAAUAAAAAAAACAACUAUUUGUUUAUGGCUGUACGCCAACAAAAUGGCAUCAAACAUGUUUUAGAAAAAGAGGAACCUUUUCUUUUGUCGAUUGUGCCCGUUAUUUGCCUAACAUGUAAAUAGUUGUUGCAUGCUGCCAAACAAUACGGAGGUGUUGUUCACUGUUCAUGUGGAACGAUGAGUUAUAUGAGCAGUGACCUGUCUGGAGUCACACAGUGAGGAGGACGGAGAGCAGACAAGAUGGACAAACUGCUUCUGCUCAUCAUGGCUGCAUCAGGAAGAACUUUACUGAAGCCCAAAGAUACUGCAGAGAGAAAGACGCAGACCUGGCCACUGUAGACAGCAUGGAGGUUAUGAAGAUCCUGAACAACACGGCAGAUUUAGACAACAUGUUCUACUCCAACAACAGCUACAGAGCCUGGAUAGGACUGUACGAUGACCAUGUCUCCAACCCCUGGAGGUGGUCACUGUCAGACACAAGUUUCUACAAACCCGGGGAGACCGAGUUCAGACGAUGGAGGGUUGGAGAACCAAACGUUGGAUACAGUAACAACGCCUGCACAGUGAUGGAUCCUGAUGGACUCUGGUACGACGAGAGUUGUGAACAUGGGCUGUUUCCAGUCUGCGCUGAUAUCAGAGGGUCAAAUGUGACUUUUGUCGUCAUCAACACCCCUAUCACAUGGACUAAAGCCCAGAGCUACUGCAGAGCUCUCUACACAGACCUGCCCAGUGUGAGAAACAUGACAGAGAACCAGAAGUUACUUGGGGUGAUUGGAGUAAACUGGGUCUGGAUCGGCCUUUUCAGAGACUCCUGGAAGUGGUCAGAUGGAAGUACCUCCUCAUUCAGCUUCUGGAAGAAAGGGCAACCUGAUAACAACAACGGGAAAGAGACUUGUGUGGCUGCAGACUUCAGCCAAUCAGGAGCCUGGGAGGACUGGCCCUGUGACAUGGAGAGAGCGUUCAUUUGCUACGGUCCAGUGGUGUCAAAGAAAGUGAUGAAAGUGAAGUUUGAGAACAAGAAGAAUCUGGAUCUGAAUGACCCUGCUGUGAUGGAGGCCAUGUUGAAGCAGCUGAAACAGAAGCUGAGGGCCCAGGGGCUGGACGACAACAUCAAGCUGAGCUGGAGGAAGCAGGCCGAUGGAAAAGUCUUCCUCAAGGAAGACAAGAAGACCAACAAGAGGAGGAGGAAGAGGGAGGAGCUGUAAUGUUGAGUUGCUGCGUCUGUUUUCAUCAGAGAAAAGUCUCUUUUUUGCAAGCAGAAAUACUAAAUAUAUUCACAGCUUCUAGCUUCUCAAACAUGCAGAUUUAAUACUUUUUUUGUCAUAUUUGGUGAUAAACUCAAUA